Messenger RNA from Stylophora pistillata, 1429 nucleotides. Its product is annotated as ventral anterior homeobox 2a-like. Lineage: Eukaryota; Metazoa; Cnidaria; Anthozoa; Scleractinia; Pocilloporidae. Gene Ontology annotation, biological process: regulation of DNA-templated transcription. Gene Ontology annotation, molecular function: DNA binding; DNA-binding transcription factor activity, RNA polymerase II-specific. The record is from RefSeq and is a predicted model, not a curated record.
AUGGCGUCAGAGAGUCCGUCAACAUCUCCACCAGCUGUUGCUGGAAGAUCUUUUUUCAUCGAAAACUUGUUAAAUCAUUCGGAUAACACAAAGAAAGAAAAGCAUCCUGACGGCUUAGCAGGCAAUAUUUCGAAUUAUCCCUUUUACACUUCAUCAUUUUCAUUUGUUCCUCGCGCUGUGCCUCAGCUUUCCUGCGAUGGACUAAACUUCCCUCUGAGUACCAAUCUCUCGAAAUUCAACAUUGGUGAAAUGUACUAUCCUCACUCAGUGAAAUUUAUUGGUCAGUUUCCAGUUUCAAACAGCAGACAUCCAUUGGGCGAGGAGCCUUUCAAGAUAAGACGAAGGAGGCCAAUGAAGAAAAGGAAGCAGCGUCCAUUGUUUUCAGCCAACCAGAUCGAGAUCAUGGAGAAGGAGUACGCGAAAUGCCGGUAUGUAACUGAAAGCAAGCGAGCAGAGUUGGCUUCAGACUUAAAUCUGACGGAGACGCAAGUAAAAACCUGGUUUCAGAAUCGACGAACAAAGUCGAAGAGGGAAGCUCAAGACAGACGAAAACGUUCGUCUUCGGAAAUCAGAUGUAGUCCCUUUGAAUUUUGUGACCGACAUUCGUUCCAAAGUGACUGGAGAUUUCUCAGCCGGGAACAUGGGGUACAUCUAGUCUCAUAUGCCCUAAGUAAUCCGUCAUAUUUGCCUUUUCAAGGCCGUUUACUUGGAUUAUAAGACAGUUUUUAAAUUGACCCUGAAUAUACGUAUGAAUAAAAACAGAUGGAAGUGUAAAGCAACUGAAGAAAUCUCCUAUCUAUCGGUUUGAAGAACUCUCCGCGUCACAUCUGCGUUCAUAAUUCGGCUAGGUUGUUGUAAUAACGCAACAUGCAAUUGAAUUCUCACUACCUUCAAUUGUCAACAUGCAUCCUAUAACUUCCAGUAUAUAACCUCGGUUGCUAUAUGUGUGACACAGCUAAAUGGGCCAUAUUGUAACUUAACUUUUUUUUGCGGUUUUGGUGCACGUCGAGAUGAGUGCCGUUAUUAACAGGCACACAAUUGACAGUAUUUACCUUCAUAACUAUUUGCUUUUUAUUUCGAAAGUAUCAGGAUCGUGGUCUUUCAACGGACAAAAUAACAAUGGAAUUUACAGAUUGGAAGUAAUAGUAACAGAAUAAAGAGAUCCCACCGGUUUUAGGGAUAAACACAGUAAAUUACACCUCUAUGGGUUGAUUGUCUAUGAUGAAAUGGAUGUACAUCCACAAUUAUUGUAUGGAAUAAGUUAUAAAUUCACCAGAUAUUGAAAUUUUAAAGCUGUUCCCAGCAUGCAUUAGUUUACCUUCAUGUAUAAGUUGGUCUUGUUAGUUGAGAAUUUUCCCAUAUCAUAAAACUUUUGAAUCUGCUGAGACACCUACUUCCUCGCCAUGAAUUUCAUGCUGAUAUUGCUCAC